Molecule: messenger RNA, 7383 nt
Organism: Symbiodinium natans
Lineage: Eukaryota; Dinophyceae; Suessiales; Symbiodiniaceae
Source: the annotation of a GenBank genome assembly
AUGGACACACCAGCCUGGAUAAACAAAGAUGGCAAGACAUGCGUGCAGUUGGAGAAAGCAGAGUGCACGGACGAGGACUUCCAUUUUCUCUCUUCAAACAUGGCUUGCUGUCAGUGUGGAGGGGGGCAUCGCCAAGCAACCUCUUUCGCGUACUUCACGCCAACUUUGGUCCUGGGUCAAGAUGCCAGCAUCACAGGACCUUUGGGCAGGCCCAUCCCCCGAACGGCAAGCCACUACUCGAUCGAUCAGGCCUGCCCGCUUCUGGACUACAACCUGACCUUGAACGCCACAACGGGCGAAGUAGAGCUCGCGAAGGACUGUUCACGAGUUGGCUGCGGUUCCUCCGAGCCGUUCACUCUUCACUGCACCGUCACGGCCCAUCAGAACGAAGAGCUGAACUUCACCGCCGCGCUCGAUGUGCGCGCAGAGAGGCUCGUCUACGGUGAAGACAACGUCCUAUUCGCGCCGAUCGAGUCAGAUAAGUCAGGUGAGUCCGGGGAAUUAUCUUUCUCUCCGAGUGCAAGCAUGAAUCUUAGCGGCGGUGUUUUCUCCAUGAACUGUCUUCCGUCUGAAGACACCCCAUGGCUGAACCUCGAUGAUGCAACAGGAGUCAUCACCAUCAGGCCAGACCAAGUGCCAAACAAUACUUUUGGUGUCGCUGACAUUCGUGAGCAAGGAAAGGGCAUAAAGUGCCGCAUCCUGUGGGAGAAGAUGCAGUCUGCUGGGACGCUUGAAGACUUUUCCGUUUGGCUUCUCAUCCUGUUACCAACACCUUGGGCUGGUGUGUCUUGGAGCAUGUCGACAAUUCAGCAGACCAUAGGCGUUGCUUCGCCCCCAACAAUUCCGAUGGACUCUCUUCCAAGGGCAUGGAGCUUGCCUCCAACCAGCUUCGCCGCAGCAUGUUCAUCUGGCAACACUGACGUCGCCUUCAAGUUCGAUGUGUUGACAGGCCAAGCCACACUCGACGGUCAUGAGGCAUUCGUGUUGGAUACCUCCACUGGCAUCUUGGUCUCGCGGGCAAAUUCGAGCCUGUCUUACAUCUUUGACGCAGAUAAGGCGCAGCGCAGGAGCCUGUCAUUGAAUUGCACAGUGUUUGGCCAUUACGACUGGAGAGUCGGCCAUCGAAUUACGGUGAGCGGGCGGAUAUCCAUUGAGCUCAUGGAUGACACCUGCUGGAAGCCGUUGGCGUCGAGCAAGUGGCAGAUUUCAGAGCAGGUGGAUGCCAACUCUUCCAGCAAGUGCAAAUCUGCCUGCCGGAGCAUGGCGAACUGCUCGCACUACAGGUUCAACGAGACCACUGGGGCCUCCAGCUGUUUGUUUUUGCGGGCUCGCUGUCAAAGCGACUCUCGCGCAUGUGUGGACCAUGGAGUUGUGACAGAGAAGAUCCCCCGAUGUUCUGAGCGCGAGACCUGCGUCAGCUUCAACAACCCCGCCAACCAGUUUUAUGCCGGUGUCUAUUGUCCAGCCAGUGUAGAUAGCCAGAAUGAUGUGGUCUAUCUGGCCACGGGGGUCACGCAGCAGGACGCUCAGUACCUGGCUUCUUACAACGCUCAUUCAGGAGCGGAUGGAAUCAGUUGCGAGCAGGGAGACUUCAUGCUGCGGCGUCCGGACCCCUCCACCGAUUUCGCUGACCCAGAUGUGAACAACUCCCGAGUAGAGUUGCACGGGGAGAGUCUGGCCUGUGUUCGGCCUGAAGGGGGUGGAGAUUUCAUCUCGGCCAUCUUUGACAACGGCAAGCAGCAGGUGUCGUUUGUGAACAACAAGACGUUCGUGGGGGAGAACUCCGCGGACCUGUACGUUGAUCUCCACAACCCAGACUGCGCAGAGCCCAACCUGACAGCUCACUCCCCUGAUGGCGAUCCUGGAGCCGAAGAGCCAACUCUUGCAAUCGUCGUGGAUGAUCUCUCGACACUCGAGCCUGCCGACCUCUCUUUGCAUCCGUGCGAAUGCCUUCCGCCUGGCUGGGGAGAAGAGGAGGAGAGCUCGGGCGAAACGAGCACGAGCGAGAAAAUCUUGAUCGUGCACGGGUCGUUUUCCUGCAGCCAAGAUGGACUUCUGUCCGUCCUGCAGCUGGCUGUGCAGGAGCCGCCUUUACAACUGUGCGAAGCAGCAUGUCGCAAGGAGACAUCUUGCGCCUUCUUCUGGGCAGGUACGUCAGGCUCCACGCAGUGCAAACUGUACAGCCGUUGCAACCUCCUGGUCCGAGACAUGGGCUCAGAGGGCGAGCUUUAUGGCCGGCCUCCCAAAACGGCGCUUUGCAAGAAGUCGGACCCGGAGGCCUGCUGGACCAGCACAGUGCGCCGGUCCAUGCUCGGCGCAACGGCCCUGAGCCCACAGAGGACAGCGGGCUCCGAGUCCCCGGAGCCAUUAUUCGUCGCAGGCGCUUUCAACAACCGGACCGAGGCAGAGGCCGGGUGCACGGCAGCCGGGCGCUGGCUCUGCAGCUCCUUCGACCUCCGCGUCGCGAGGGCCCGCCCUGUCGACAAUGCCAAGACGGCUUUUCUGCAGGACGUUUGUGGGACUCAAGAUGCCGACGGCUUCCACCAGACCGACUGCGGAUCGCAGAUGGGCGCCUUUUGCUGCGCCCAUUGCGGGCUUCGUGUGCAGAUCGAGCCUGAAGGGCCAAGAUGCCCCGCAAGUCACCCGUGGGCCUACCGCCCAAAGAAGAACUUCGACUUGUGCUGUGCAUCGGAGCACGGGGUAGAAAGCGGCCUCUACAACUCCGGCCUGCCGGAGGGGCGUUCGGACUCCUGCCUUGGUUACCAUUACACGGAGUGCAAACCGUCAGGAGGAUCUGCAGGAUCCGGCUGCGCUGACUACAGGAGGACUCUCACGCUCAGCUCGGGCUCCUACGCGACCCUCGCCGAGAUCGGAGGGCACGUCCUUUCCCUCGAACUGCUUGGUGGGCCGCUGUGCUCAGCGACCCUCUAUCAAGGUCAGGGCUUCACAGGCAUGGCGCAGUCACUUUCGCCAGGAACGUCAAUGGAUGCCUCCGCACUUUCCGCACUUGAUUUCCAGGUUUCGUCGGUACAGGUGCUGGAUGACCGGGCCUGUGAAGUCGCGCCGCCGCUUCGGCGGCCCAGCGGUCGGCCCUUAACGGAGUGCAGAGCAAGCGGCUGUGCAGAUGCCGCCAAGCAAGGCACGGCGUGGCAGUGCUACUUGCCUGAAAAGCAGCCUGGCGGCCGGUGCUUGUUCCAAGACUUGCUGGAGCUUUGCGACUGGAAGCUCCUCCUUGGCGGCGUCGGUGUUGAGACAUGUGGUACAUGCGAUUAUUCUCUCUCAAACUCCCACUACUGGCAGCACAAGAAGCCUUUGAAAGGCGUCUUCAAAGCCGGUGCAACAUUGGAGCUGUCCUGCUGGCAUGAAUUCUAUGCAGCUGUUCCGAGAGAAGGACUUUUCGGACAGAUUCAUGGGGAGCGCAGCCAGCUCACCUGCUCUGGGGGAGAUUGGGUGGCAGCAUCCAGCUUUGCUUGUGCAGCCUGCGUGCAGCUGGUGCGUGCUCCGUACGCAGACUUGCAGAAAGCAGAGAAGCAAGAGCUGUACUUCGUCGUGCGGCACGAGCUACAGGUGCUGGUAGACUUGAGGGUGCCGCGCAUGAUUGAUCAGACGGGGCAGCUCGUCGAGGCCAACAUCAACCCCAAGGAGUGGGUGGGAAGCUUGCGGGUCCAUUCUGGAAGAGCCUGGACGACCUCUGAUGCAGGCUUCCACAUGUCGCCCCGGAACGCCGACGAUUCUGCCCAGCUCUUCCAUGCGAGCAAAACGGGCAAAGCCGACGAUGCCGGUGUGGUCUUUGCUUCUCUUCAGUCGAAAUGCGUCACGGCCGGGGCCAACUUUACUGCCGCCGACAAGCUUGUGUCGGGAGAUUGCGUGGCCAAUUCAAGGCAGAGGUGGUGCGCCAGCCCAGAUGGAUUUCUAAGCGCAUCUGGAGUCUGCAUUGACGCCUUUGCCAAAUUGUCCCUUUGCCCCUGGAACAGGGCGGGCACUUUCAUGACUGAGGCCGUGCGGGUUGCAAGCCCGCGGGCCAUGAGCGCACCAUCCGGCGACAACAUCAUCCUGGACCCAGGCUAUUCAGAUCAGGGUUCUGACUUGGAACCGGACUACGCGGCGCAGCUUUGCAUUAAAGCCGCGAGGCGACACUGCACAAGUUUGGUCUCUGAUAUGUGGUGGCCGAAUGAAUGGACGUCGGUAAGCAACCACAGCCCAUGCGCCGAGAAAAGUGUCAGCGAUACGAAAGACGGAUCCGCACCGUGGAUCAGCCUCAAGGGGGAGCAUUUUCUUUACUGCAAGGAACUGUGUUUGCUGGAUCACGACUGCAAGGGCUACGGACUAAAAGCCUCGAGAGAGCGGACUUGCGAGGCUGAUUGCGAGUGUCCUUAUCGUCCACCGUGCUGUGAUAACUUCCCUCCGUGCCCCAACUCAAAUUGCAACUUCCAUCUUCCGUGUUGCGACACCGGUGAUGAUUGCAUGAUUCAUGGUUGGACAAAGCCAAAGUACUGGUGCACCUUCCAUAAUGCCUUCCCCAGCGAGGGUGAUCCCUUCACUGCAGACGAAGAUGAAGAAACAAAUGCUUUCUGCUGGAAACUGGAAAGGCUGACAAGCACGACUACGACCACGACCACCACGACCACCACAACAAUGCCGACGGUGCCAAUUGGCUUUGCGUUGGAGUCCUACUCAGGUGCUUGCGAGGGGACACCGGCGCUCGACUCGGUUGUGUGCGGAACAAGCUUCGGGAACGAAUGUGUAGAAAGGUGCGCUGUCUACUGCUGGCUGCAGCAGAGCUGCGCUGGGUUCGACCACAAAUACCUUGGAAACGGUGAUAGUGAUGCUACGUGUUCGUUCUACCAAGUAGUCAACAGUACCACUGCUAUGGAGGGCAUCAUUUGCUUACGCAAGUUGCCGCAAGAGACAUCGCAGCUUUGCCAAGUUCCAAGGGAGAAAGCUGGAUUUGGAGGCUUCCUGGCAGAGAUCCCACCAGGCCAUGUCUCCAGUGGUCAGGUGUGGAGACUUCGAUCCUCCGAGAAGCGUUCCCAAUGCUUGGAGACUUCGGCGCAAUCGUUUCUUGCUGCGGCUUGUUCACUGCAAGAGAGGAGACAAGAGCUGGACGUGGUGCUGAUCACGGCAACGAUGAUGUCGGACCUGACAGGACAGUUCACGAAAGCGGUGACGGCAGCAGCAGAGUCUUCUUCGUGGAACUUAGAAGAUCUGACAGCACACGUAGACUGUGGGGACUUCCCUGUGAAAGUAUUGACAUUUCCAACGGCCCAACACCAUGCAGAUCCCGUGUGCUCAGUUGGAGGCGCCAUCGGUGAGCCGAGGACGAACUCGAGCCAAAUCGCUGCGGACGCAAGCAACCCACAGUCCAUGAACCCCUUUGGCUGCGGCCCUGGCGAGUUGCUCAUGUCGCUGAAGAAGGAUCGUGGUACAUUAAAGAUGACGUACACUUGCUCAGCCAUGGCUGGCAUGGGAGAAUGCAUGGACUACAUCACGCCGCAAGUGGAUGUCCAUCAAAGUCUGAGCACAGCAGCAAUGAAGUGCAGUGCCCUCCAAGGCUUGCAGAGGGCGAUACCAGAAACGUCCACUGGAGGCGCGUGGCUUCGAUUCAGGUACACCUGUUGCUCAAUCAGUGCUAUUCCGAUGGCCGUGACGCCAUCGGGCCACAUGAUUGCUGGCUUGUCUUGGGAAGGUUUGUAUUGCCCCCACUCCCGAGACAUCUCUGGGCGCCUGCGAUACACGCAGCGCAGCUCCUUCGGUGCUUCAGAGUCCGUUUUGGAUGGCCGAAUCCUCUAUGAUAAGGCGAAAGGUGCCUGGUGUCCGCUUGGCCAGAGCCUUGUGCAAAGCAACGGCAUGUGCUUGAUGGUCGACGAGAAUGGUGGGAACAUCUCUGCGUCGUGUCUUCCGCUGGUCUUCAGAGAGUGCAACGUGUCCGAAUCGAGGCAACACUGGCGAUGGGUUGACGAGCACUAUCUAGUCACUGCUCUUGACUCCAGAGUUGUCAGAUUUGGGCGUGCAGGUGAACAGAUAUGUGCCGGCGUCAUGAAUCAGACAACUGCGACGGAUGCACAAAUGCAGAGGUUGCACAUUGACCUCGAAGGACGUCUGUCGCUCAUUCAUUCCGCCACGCCAGGGCUCUGCGCGGAGGCGAGGACCCCGAAGUUCACCCUUUCUGCUGGCGGCUACGUUAUGUCCCUACCGGGGCAGGGAUGCACGGGCGCAACCAAUCCUGCUGGCCAGAAUGAGUGCAAGAAGGCUGCGAAGGCAUUGGGCCUCGUCUGGCUCGGGGAUGCUUAUCGAAACGAUUCUACUCAGUGCUUCCUCAAUACCGACGACGAAGACUCCGUAGGAGUCAAGUUCAACGCUAACGCGACGACAACUGGUUUUCCUCAGCAUGCAGAGGCGUUGCACGGCGUUUGCAGGGAGGAGGUGCUCGCCGUGGCGGCCGAGUGCAACUCGGAUGAUCCCGGCAGGCAACUAAUUAGCACGCCUCUGCCAACAUGUGCACAGGUCCGGACUGAGUUUCCCAUCGGCGAUGAUGAAGAGGCUUUGGAGGACCCGCGUCUGCAAAGUGAUAACCAAAACAGUUGGUCCGGGAGGUCAUCCCAUUGGCAGGUGGUGGCGGCGAGACCUUUCGAUGGGAAUUUCGAAGGCAAGGGCAGCAACGUGAAAUCGAAGCGCCAAAAGCCGCCUCUGAUCGAGUUCAAAGCGAAGCAGUACGAGCAGAAGCCUGAAUGCAAAGCUCUGACAUACGACAACUUUGAAGAGCUUCCCAGAGAGAAUCCAUGUCACUACGUGUCCAGCUCGAAGCCCAAGAACGAGGAGGAGGCGAUUCAGUUCCAGGAAGAGGGUAAAGCCGGUUGGUGGGGCGAUGAUGGAGCACAAGCUGGCUAUACCUACGAAAACAUUUUCGGUUGCUUCUCGCGUGAGUUUGCUCGGAACCUGGAGCUGGAAGACGCCACGGAUGUUUCCAGCGCUGCGACGGCUGGGCUCACCGCGGGCUUCAAAGCUGUCAACGUUUUGUGCCUGUUUCCAAACUUGGUAUUGGCGCCACUCGGAAUGGGUAUUGAGGCAGACAUAUCUAAACCUUGUCAGGGAACCUUUGACAAGCUGGGUGAGGCAGCAGCAUACUCUGCCAGCGUUGUCACACUUUUGAAGAAAAAAAGCAAGUGGGGCAAAACAAGAAGAGAUUGCAAUGGCCCGAAAGCGGGAUUUUCCCGGAUUUUUUGCGACUUGUAUUGCAUCAAGGACGCUGUCAUUGAGGGCGACAGAAUCAUUAACGAGAACAUCCAAGAAGCAACAUCAACACUGAACAAAAACAUGGACGCCUUGUUGGAGUACUACACAGGAUUGCUCGUGAAUUCUGCAAGCGGAGGUGUCCGCUCAUGA